Molecule: messenger RNA, 732 nt
Organism: Xyrauchen texanus (razorback sucker)
Lineage: Eukaryota; Metazoa; Chordata; Actinopteri; Cypriniformes; Catostomidae
Product: forkhead box protein C2-like
Exons: 2
Coding region: 1-732 (243 amino acids)
Biological process (GO): regulation of transcription by RNA polymerase II; anatomical structure morphogenesis; cell differentiation
Molecular function (GO): RNA polymerase II cis-regulatory region sequence-specific DNA binding; DNA-binding transcription factor activity, RNA polymerase II-specific
Source: RefSeq, a predicted model, not a curated record
AUGGAGGACAACAAAACAUGUCUUAGUGAUCGAGAGCAGCUGGGACUCAAGUUCACCAUUGAUUACCUGUUGUACAAUAAGGGACACAACACUGAAAUAGCAGAACCAGAAGACAAUUCAUCUCCAUCUGAAGACCUUCAAACCACAGUCAAUGGGCAAACACAAGGAACUCUCUCAGAGCACCAGGAAAAUGAAAAGGAUGGAUGUGAAGAGGAACAUGAAAAGCAGAAUCUACAGAAUGAGGGAAUAGAGGAGAAGCCAACCCAAUCCUACAUUGCCCUAAUUUCAAUGGCCAUCCUGGAUUCAGAAGAGAAGAAGCUCUUGCUAUGCGAUAUUUACCAGUGGAUCAUGGAUCACUAUCCAUUCUUCAAAAGCAAGGACAAAAACUGGAGAAACAGUGUGAGGCAUAACCUCUCUUUGAACGAGUGCUUUAUCAAAGUGGGUCGCAGUGACAAUGGCAAAGGUCAUUUCUGGGCAAUUCAUCCGGCCAGCUUUCAAGACUUCUCUAACGGGGACUACCACCGGCGACAAGCCCGGAGAAGGAUCCGCAGAGUAAUGGGGCAGCUUCCCUUCACACUACCUGCACAUUACCAGAUCCUCAACCGCAUGAAAUGGACACCGUGCUGGUGCUGGCCACCCUCUCAUACAUUAAUGAGUUUCUUACCCAGAGUGUACUGGAACUGGGCUACACUUCAUGCAAUACGUCCACCCUCCCUUCAUGCACUGAUAUGA